UGUUCCCCUGCAUCGAUCACAAGACACAAGAUUUUUCACUGAUAGAAUAGCAACACUUGGGUGAGAGAUCAGACGCGUGUUUGAGAAGAUGGAGAACUACCAGGGGCAGCACGGCUACGGCGCCGACCGCGUCGACGUGUACGGCAACCCGGUCGCCGGCCAGUACGGCGGCGGCGCCACCGCUCCCGGCGGAGGCCAUGGCGUGAUGGGAAUGGGAGGGCAUCACGCCGGCGCCGGCGGGCAGUUCCAGCCGGUGAAGGAGGAGCACAAGACCGGCGGCAUCCUCCACCGCUCCGGCAGCUCAAGCUCCAGCUCGUCGUCUGAGGACGACGGGAUGGGAGGGAGGAGGAAGAAGGGAAUCAAGGAGAAGAUCAAGGAGAAGCUCCCCGGCGGCAACAAGGGCAACAACCAGCAGCAGCAGCAGAUGAUGGGGAACACCGGCGGCGCGUACGGGCAGCAGGGGCACGCCGGGAUGACCGGCGCCGGCACCGGCACCGGCGUGCACGGUGCGGAGUACGGCAACACCGGCGAGAAGAAGGGCUUCAUGGACAAGAUCAAGGAAAAGCUUCCCGGCCAGCACUAAAUAAGCUCGACCGGGUCGUCACCAAAUAUGUCGUGAUGUACGUGCAGUUUUAUAUGUUGUUGAAUAAACUAGCGUGAAAUGCGAGUGAUGGUGUCUUCUGCCUUGGGACGGAUGACACAUUGUCUGUUGUGUUCUCGCGUCCGUGUCGGUUUUACCCUUGAAAUGUAAUAUGGUGUGUGUACACACUAAGGUUUUAUUGAAGUGUGACUUUGUGCUUGUGUUAUUUGGCCGUA
Messenger RNA from Oryza sativa Japonica Group (Japanese rice), 816 nucleotides. NCBI's taxonomy places the organism in Eukaryota, Viridiplantae, Streptophyta, Magnoliopsida, Poales, Poaceae. The record is from RefSeq and is a predicted model, not a curated record.